CCGCAGUCCACGAACCCCAACUUCAAUAGAUCAGCCACCAUCCCCUAGCGAGUACCUUUCCAAUUCUUAUCGCGUUUACUCUCAGAACCUGAUCCUUUCCGUGUAUAUCCCAUCGCUCACCGCCAAUGGAUAGCCCCCUCCUUUCCCCCGCCAAAGCGCGACAAGCAGCCAUCCAGGCGAAAGAUUGGGCCUAUGUCAACUCCUGGCUAAGUCGCCAAUAUGCUCCGAACCCAGUGCCCACAUUCGAACGCAAUGAAGAUACACUACGGACAUUACUUGCCCUAGCGGCAGCCAACGACACCGCCGACGAGGAAGCGUCCCUCCUACACCAGGCACGCGAACAAGCUGUGCAGGGAUUCAAAGCGCGCGAAGAGACAGAAGAGAAACAGAAGAAGGAGAUACUCGACGAGUUGGAAUAUUGCCUCGAUGAUAGGGGUGAACAGGAUCUAGACGAUCUAGCGAAAUCGGCUGCGGCAUUGGGUGCUCUGAACGCGGAGGCGGGACACCUGGGUCAAUCCGUACUCGAACUGACGAAGGAGGAAUUUGGCGCGCAAGACCAGCUGGCCAAGGUGGAUAUGCUACAUGAUUAUUUGCAGAGGGAAUUGGAGGCGCUGCGCCGGCAACUGGAUGAACUAAGGUCUGAUCCGGCGUAUGAAGUUCCGGCUGAUCUCCCGGCUAUGACGGCUGAGUGGACGAAAGGCACGAAGGCUCUCGCUGCUAAAGUUGGUGAAUAUCAGGAUAGGGUUGCUGCUUUGAAAAGAAAUCAAAGUAAAGGGCCUACGUUGGGUGAGGUGCUAGCAGAGGAGGAAGACGUCAAGAAGCUUAUGAAUACGGUCAGGAACUUGGAACAUCGGGUUCAACUGUUCCAAGACCUUCCUACAGACAUCCAAGGGGCGCGGGCUAAGUAUCGGGAGUUGUUAGGGGAACUCAACGAGCUUACCCAGGAACGAGACUCGAAGCUUGGUCAAUCUAUACGGGGAAAGUGAAAUGGUUCAGAAUAUUAAGUUCUGAUU
Messenger RNA from Aspergillus caelatus, 1013 nucleotides. RefSeq lists its product as uncharacterized. Gene Ontology annotation, biological process: spindle assembly. Gene Ontology annotation, cellular component: cytosol; HAUS complex. NCBI's taxonomy places the organism in Eukaryota, Fungi, Ascomycota, Eurotiomycetes, Eurotiales, Aspergillaceae. The transcript has a single exon. Bases 126 to 986 code for a protein of 286 amino acids. The record is from RefSeq and is a predicted model, not a curated record.